UCGUUAGAGUUUCCUUGGUAGUUUUUUUCCCUCUUGUCACAGCACCCCCCACCCACACACACCCAAGGCCCCAACUGCAGUGCCCAUCCGGCAGUCAGGUCGAUGGCGGCGGAAGCAGCGGCAGCGGGGAAGGAGAAGAUGCGGACGCUAGUCAGCAGCGACUUCAAGAAGUUCGAUGUGGAGGAGUCUGUGGCGAGGGAAUCGCUGAUUAUCCUGAACCUGAUGGCGGACUGCGACGACAGUGACAUCCCGGUCUUCAACGUCAACGCCAAUAUCCUCGACAAGGUCAUCGCGUACUGCAGGAAGCACGCCUCGGCGCCGCGCGCCGAUGGCGGUGAUGCGGAGCCAAGUGCUGCGAGUAACAAGGCCUCAGCGGACGAUCUCAAGUCCUUUGAUGCUGAGUUCGUCGAUGUUGACCUGGUCACCCUCUUGGAGCUCAUUAAGGCUGCAGACUACCUGGAGAUCAAUGGGCUGCUGGACCUGACCUGCCAGGCCGUCGCGGACAUGAUCAAGGGGAAGACUCCAGAGGAGAUACGCGAGACAUUCGACAUCGAGAAUGACUUCACACCUGAGGAAGAGGCUAAAGUGAGGAGGGAGAAUCAGUGGGCCUUUGAAUGAAGAAGCUGCAGGCUAGCUCUAACAAAACAAUAGCAAUAUCAUAUAACCAGGCCAGAGAUGAAGUGCUUGUUCAGGAUGUUAUGAGUCGAAGGUUUGGUUGGUCGUGAGCAGACUAUAUUGCUGUUCCAGUAUUUUGGCUGGUUUGGUUCUCAAACAUUGCUGGUUCUUCUGCCUACCCAA
Messenger RNA from Zea mays, 798 nucleotides. RefSeq names its product SKP1-like protein 1B. Gene Ontology annotation, biological process: ubiquitin-dependent protein catabolic process. NCBI's taxonomy places the organism in Eukaryota, Viridiplantae, Streptophyta, Magnoliopsida, Poales, Poaceae. The transcript has 2 exons. Bases 103 to 618 code for a protein of 171 amino acids. The record is from RefSeq and is marked validated.